CUGUCAGUGAAAUCAUCUGUACAUUAUAAAAAGUGUAGAUGUUGUGGCAUUUAUCGUCAAUAUGUUUCGAAAUUACUUAUAGUUAUGAGUUAAUUAUUAAAAUUAUACGUAUCUAGGUAAUGUAAAAAAUUACAAGUAAUGUUUUUGUUAUAAUGACGGAAGAAAAAACUAUUGAUAUAGAGCAAGAGCUCGAUGAGCUCUUGACGAAAGUACAGCCGAACCUUCAGGACGUUAUUAAGAGAAGUUUUACGAAUGUCGCGUUGCAACAGACUAAAAAUGGGGAGCAAAUUAAACCAGAUAUUCUGGAAGACGUCUCCUACUUUGCCAAAAAUACACAGGUGAAUUUAACCAGAUUAGAGUUACUAAGGCCUCCAACAUUCCACAUGCAAGCAGUAUCCUUAGAUCUGAAAUCAAUGGGGCUAACUUUGCGAUGCUCCCUCGGAGAAGUAAAUAUAAAAGGACUAUAUAAUGCAUUUAAUGAGAACCUCUAUAACCUCAUACCGGUCAUGGCUGAAGGACAUGUUCUUAUAUCAUUGUCAAAUGUGACUGCAGACGUUAAUGUAGGCUUGGUGAUUGAAGAUGACGCAUAUUCGUUCAUUAAUCCUGGAAUAGAAUUCACUCAUGAUGAAGUACUUGUUAAGUUAUCCUGGCCGUCGCCGCAGAGAAGUGGAGGUUACGAAUUCAUAACAACCGAGCAGCUCGCUAAGCAUAUAGAUGACCUGCCCCUCACCGCUGCGAUAUCAAUGCCCCUAUUCGCCUUACUGCGACAUAAAUUACAACGACACUUAAAGCAAGUGUUACGGCAGGCCACCAGCGUUUCAGAAGUGAUGUGCUGCAAUCCUAGUCUGCUGGAGGCGUAUAGCUCGAUGGUUGACCGAAUAGCGGAAAAUGGUAACAGGGUGGUCGAUCUGGUGUUAAUCAAUAUGAGGAGGACGUUGCUGCAAACUUGCCGAGAGGUUCUCGAGCUGCCGCCGUUACAUGCCACAUUUUUGCAUAAGAUAGGUUCAACAUCAUUCAUAGGUAAAUUGGAAACGGACACGGGCUGGAUUAAGAACUUAGCGACCAUCAACAGGAUCAACGACGUGAGCGUUUCGAGACCAGACCCGCUGAAGACAACGUUCCACGUCAUCCUCAGUAUCAAGGAUUUACAGGUGGGCUACGAGGAGUACCGCGUGAAGGCGAUGGGCGUGUCGUGCGGCGGGCGCGUGUCGGCCGCCUUCCGCGACAACCGCCUGCGCCUCGCGCUCAGCGUGGGGCUCGCGCGCUGGGAGCCCUACGCGCAACUCGACGACCUGCGUCUGCAGCUCCUCGAUGGCAUGGACAUGCACGCGAGCGGGCUGGGCCCGCUGAGCGCGCUGAGCGCCAGCGUGCGCGCGUGGCUGCGCGGCGCGCCCGUGGCCGCGGCGCUCGGCGCGCAGCUGCAGCACGAGCUGCGCACGGCGCUCGCCGAGCUGGCGCUGUGGGACCUCGCGCGCGCCAGCUAGCGCCGCCUCGCUCGUACGCGCACUCACCUUUACUGCAUACUUGCACUUGUUUCUGUAACGCGGUAUUGUCUUUGUUAUGUGUUCCUGAGACAAUACAGUACAUAGCAAUAUUGCUUAGAUAUAUACACAUUCACGAAGAUGCGUCUUUCCACGUCAGAAUACUCGUAAAAAUUAAAAGCGAAGGUAGUCAUAUAAUCUAAUUUGUAUUUCUUUUUUGACUCCUAUGUUAGUCGUAUCAUACACAGUAAAGCUGCGCACGAUCACGAGCUAAACAUGUAAAUGGUCGAAUGGACUAAACUAUCUUAUUAUUAGUAUCUCGUGGACCCUUUAUGCCUUUAUUUGAGUUUGACGACCAGAUGACGACAACAUAAAAAUUUUAUAUUUCAUCACAAAAUUAAAACCCAUGAUACUGACUGGCGUGUCGAAAAACUUGUGAAAAACGUCCUACUUUUUGUGCUGCGUGGUGCACAUCUGAACGCACAAUAAGACAUCUUGUAAGCUCGAGCAUCACUCAAUACUAAUGAACGCCGAUGAUUUAACUUUGAGGGUCGCGCCUUCGGUAGUGAAUAUAUCUAUAUUCGUUUGAUGUAAAAGCUUAGUUCGGCUCUUUAAUAUUCCUCUGUAUAAAUUAUUGUCUGUGAUUUUAACGAAACAAUAAUCUUGCUGACAAUUGAGUUUAAUAAAUAAGUAUGAUUAAUGGCAAAAGCGUUCCUUUUAUCCUACAUAACUAGAUAUUACAUCAUUUUAUCUCUACGACAUUCAGUUGUACCGAUUAAAUUUAAUUAAUUAAUUAUUUUAUUUAAUAUAGAACCUCAUAACAUCACAUUGUCUCCCAAGACAUCUUAGGAAAUGAAAUUUAUUUGAAUAAUUUAGUAAUAAAGCAAUAAUAUUGAUAUUAAUUUAUUUAUUUUUUAUUAAAUUUUAAUGCUCACUGUUGUAAAAACUUGGUAUUAAAGUGUCCAUCCGAUGUUACUAAAUAAAUUGUUGUUAUUUUUUUGUUUAUGUUUUUACUAUCAAAUAAGAAGUGAUAACAGUUCAUGAAUGGAAGGUGUAAUUAUUUUUGUUAUAAUUUAAGGUAUAAAAUAAUUAUAAGUCCAAUUUUGUGAACAAAGUAUGAAACAAUAGAGAAGUAAAAACACAUACAAUAUAAUAGUAAUUCUAAAUACCAAUUUAUUUUCUUUAUAGUUAAUCAUUUAUUAAAAUAAAACCUCAUUUUACAUUUCACUUGUCCCAAUGUGCCAACAGUUGUGUCUGAAUAAAAAAAUAUAUUUAAAAUUAAACAACAAAAUAUUUUUUAUAUAAUUCUUAUUAAAUACAUCUUGUUACCUUAGGAUAAUUUAUCUCAUAAAAUAGAUUAUAGUAUUAAGUGAAUAUACGAUACAUAAAUUCAGUAAAAUUAAAAUUCAUAUCUAAUAAUAAAAGCAAUAACAACAAUUCACUUCACUUUGAUUGAUUAGACAUUUUUUCUGCACCUGAUGUUUGAUUGUACUCAUUUGGAUAACACAUGUUUGUAAUUUUGUUAAAUUUAUAUACUGCUAAUUAUAUCUUUGUAUAAAAAUGCUGAUAUAAAAAAAUAAUGUAUGUAUUAAGUUUUGAAAAUGUAUGUAUUAUAGGUUGUGCCUUUUUCUGAGACUGUUGGAUUUGUUUUAAUUUAUACAGUUGU
Vanessa atalanta (red admiral) is the source of this 3147-nucleotide messenger RNA. RefSeq lists its product as uncharacterized. Bases 153 to 1484 code for a protein of 443 amino acids. The record is from RefSeq and is a predicted model, not a curated record. The transcript is spliced from 10 exons. Lineage: Eukaryota; Metazoa; Arthropoda; Insecta; Lepidoptera; Nymphalidae.